Messenger RNA from Humulus lupulus (European hop), 520 nucleotides. Its product is annotated as callose synthase 9-like. Lineage: Eukaryota; Viridiplantae; Streptophyta; Magnoliopsida; Rosales; Cannabaceae. The transcript is spliced from 3 exons. The coding region runs from base 53 to 520 and encodes 155 amino acids. The record is from RefSeq and is a predicted model, not a curated record.
UUAAUUCUCAGUUUGACACUUUGUCAUAUUUUCUGUGCUUCUAUUAUAGAAAAUGUCUCAAGUUGACGAGCUAUGCGAGCGUCUAGUUCGUGCAGCAUUGAAAAGAGAACGGACUGGGAAGGAUGCGUAUGGGCAGCCUGUUGAUGGGAUUGCAGGAAAUGUUCCAUCUUCCCUUGCAAACAAUGGGGAUAUUGAUGAAAUUCUACGUGCUGCAGAUGAGAUCCAAAAUAAGAAUCCAAAUGUCUCCAGGAUCUUGUGUGAACAUGCUUAUUCUUUGGCUCAAAAUCUGGAUCCUGACAGUGAAGGAAGAGGAGUUCUACAAUUUAAAGCUGGAUUGAUGUCUGUCAUUAAGCAAAAACUUGCAAAAAAGGAGGGAGGAGUUAUAGAUAGAAACCAAGACAUUGCUCUUUUGCAAGAUUUCUACAAACUCUAUCGAGAGCAGAAUGACGUGGAAAAGUUACGAGAAGAAGAGUUCAAUUUAAGGGAGAUUGGGGCUUUCAGUGGAGACUCGGGCGAGUAA